UGAUCUAAACACUAUUGGAUAUGAUCUAAACACUAUUGGAUAUGAUCUAAACACUAUUGGAUAUGGAGAUUAUACCCAGACAGAUAGAUACUCGAGUAUUGCAUAUUUAGCCUAAAAUGAUGAUAACCAAGGCGAUAUCUCAUUAUGAGAUUAACAACAUGAAGAGAGAUAAGGAAAAAUCUUGAUUAGUAGUAUACAGUAUAGCAUACAAAUCAAAUAGGAUAACCAAAACACAGGGUCCAACAAUGUACCUCAUACACAUCGAGACAAAUUGAGUCAGAUCAGUGUUAUUUACAUAAGGCUAGGUUAUACUAAUAUCCAUUGAGGAACUUUCUCCUGGAUUUUAUGCACAUCAUCAGAUAUUGGAUUAAUUAAACAGACAAUGGAUUCAGUGUGCUAUAUGUACUGCACAUAGAGUAAUGCAAGCCUACUUAGAAUCUAAUUUACUAAUGUGGCAGAUACAUUAUUAAUACAAACUCAUGUGGGUUAAAACAAUAAUGAAUUCAUAUUAAACAUUGUGUCAUCACCGUGACAACUAAAUGUUUGUGAUAUAUAAAAUACCGUUGUAAAACAGAAAAUACUGGAUGUACACUGUAUUUGUUAUUCAUGAGUGACAUAGGUCAGUUAUGACGGAUAAAGUGUGACACAUAAAAGAAACAAGUGAUAAAUAGGUGUGACAUAGGAGUUAAUAGAUGUGACACCAAAUUAGUGACAACAUAUCUUGAAAAGUGACGGUUGGAUUUCAACGAGGCGAAAAUGUUGAUCAAGGAAUAUCGCAUCUCGCUGCCUAUGAGUGUAGAUGAAUAUAGGAUCGCCCAGCUGUAUAUGAUACAGAGAAAGAGUCGUGAGGAGAGCCAUGGAGAAGGAAGUGGGGUGGAGAUUAUUACAAAUGAACCUUAUGAGGAUGGCCCAGGGGGAAGUGGGCAGUACACAUUCAAAGUCUACCAUAUAGGCAGUCAUCUACCAGGAUGGCUGAAUCCAUAUUGCCCAAGUCUGCCCUUCAAGUUCAGGAAGAGGCUUGGAACGCAUACCCCUAUACCAAGACUCGCUAUAAAUGUCCCUUCAUUGAGAAAUUCCUCUUAGAGGUGGAAACAAGGUAUACCAAUGAUGGCGGAGACCAGGAAAAUAUGUUCAAUCUCACUGCCACAGAGAAGCGUAACAGAAUACUUGAUUUCAUAGAUAUAGUGAAGGACCCCAUCUCCAGUGGUGACUUUAACAAGGAAGAAGAUCCAAAGACAUUUGUGUCUGACAAGACAAACCGUGGGCCCCUGUUGGAUAAUUGGAGAGAGGAAUACUCAAUAGCAAACAAAGAUCCCAACAGUGGCAAGAAAAUUAUGACAGCCUAUAAGCUCUGUAAAGUUGAGUUUAAAUACUGGGGAAUGCAGAGUAGAAUAGAAAGGUUCAUACAUGACAUAGGUUUACGUAAGACGAUGCUACGAGCCCACAGACAGGCCUGGUGUUGGCAAGACGAGUACUACGGGCUCUCCUUGCAAGACAUUAGGCGUCUUGAGGCAGAAACACAAGAGGCCUUAAAGGAAAAAUAUAAAACAAACAAUCCAGAUGAAAUAAAUAAUGAACUUAAUGAACAGACCACUGGGGGAUUAAAGAAAAUAUUGCCUGUUAAGGAAGAUACAGUUGAUCAGAAAAGUCCACAAAUUUUACAUCACGCAGCAAGCGAGGAUCAAAAUGAGGCUGAUGGAAACAUCGGUGGUGUGUCGCGUGUUGGGUCAGGGAGACGAGCGGCAUGGGGCAGCAGUAAAUCAAAAUCAGCAACAAGCAGAAAGAGUGCCAGGGACUGGAGGGUUGAAAGUAUGGAACAGUUGGUACAAGACGAUUCCUCUGGGGAAGAGGAGUUCUUUGAUGCAUUUGAGGUGUUAGAGGAAGAGCCAGAUGACCAUAGUAAUCCCUCAAUGUAUAGAUCUUCAUCAAUGGAUAUAAUUCCACAACCUGAUGAUAGAGACACAAGUGCCGUAGAGGCUGAUGAGGUAUUCAGCUCAACCAAUGAGAAACAAGAAGACAAACUAUCUGGUAGUGACCAGGGAGGGGAGGGGUCACCAGUCAAUAUGCAACCGUCCAAUUGUAAAACCACCGUCUUGUUCCUUGUGCUCCAUGGAGGCAGUGUGUUAGAGACAAGCAGCCACGAGCACCAGAGCCAUAAACAUAAUGACAUAAGUAUUCUAAAGUCAACCCUUGACCAUGUCAUACGUGCCUACUACCCAUCUAUACACAAUCGCAUAGCUGUACGUCUUGUGUCCUGUCCUCCUAUAUGUUCGGAGACCUUACGGGUCCUCUCUAGUUUAAGUCCAUAUGGAUUUGAUGCUCAAUCACCCGAUGCCAUGGAUAACUCCUUUGCCAAACGUAGCGACUUCAUUCCCAUAGGAGCUCUGGCCCUGUUUGCCACAAACAGCCCUGAGUAUCAUGACAUUGUUACCACGGUGAUCUCCAGGGCUAACUAUGUAUACAGCGACUUUCUGAAGUCAGAGGAGGGGCUAGGCUUUAAUGGGCAGGUGUGCUUAAUAGGUGACAGCACUGGUUCAGUGAUUGGCUAUGAUGCACUUUGUCGCUGUUACUAUAGCAACAGUUCCCGUGCAAGUAGCAGGGAAAAUCUGCCACAGGACAUUGAAAAUGACACUUCUAUUUUUCAUAAAAAGUCAAAUCUAGAAACUAUUAAACAACUGAGUUUUAGCAAUCCGGAUUUAUUAUCGCAAUCUCCGACUGAAUCCCUCGAGGAAAAGCAGAAACGUUGCAGUGAUAGUGAACCGCGUGAUAUGGAGAAUGAUUUACUAAAGCGCCCUCCAGUGACAGUCCGACAUCUUUCCCUCCCAUGCUCUAGACGGACAAGUUCAAGUAGUCAACCGGACUUUGGGGCGAGGCUGGAGUUUGACGUCUCGGAUUAUUUCAUGUUUGGUUCCCCCCUGGCCAUGGUGCUCGCCUUUAGGAAAAUGCACCUUGGAGAGGAUAAAUCUGUGCCUCCCUUACGUCCAAGCUGUCAUCAACUAUACAACUUAUUCCACGCUACUGACCCCUCAGUUGCCCGUCUGGAGCCGCUACUUGUCUCAAAGUUUGCAAAGACAGCACCAAUCAAAGUGUGCCGUUAUCAGAGAUUUCCACUGGGAGAUGGCCAGUCUACACAUGUUGUCACAGAUCGUUGGUGGGGUAACAAGCGUCUUGACUACGCCCUCUAUUGUCCCGAUGCGUUACACAACUUUCCCGUUGCAUCAUUGCCACAUCUGUUCCACGCAAGUUAUUGGGAAUCAACUGACGUCAUAGCAUUUAUGUUGCGACAGGUUGUCCGUCAGGAUGCUAUUGACUCCCAGGGGGAGGAGCCUAGCCAGGAAGUAUCUUUGUUUACCCCCACCCAGCCACGAGAAAAAUGGCUGCGAAGAAGGACCACAAUUAAACUCAGGAAUGUUGCCCCGAAUCACAGAGCAAAUGAUGUAAUUGUACUAGAGGAUAAGCCACAGGUAUUAGUAGCAAGGUUCAUGUAUGGACCCUUAGACAUGGUGUCAUUAACUGGAGAGAAAGUCGACAUCCACAUAGUGACACGGCCACCAGAUGGCGACUGGGUAUAUUUCGGCACAGAGGUGACAGAUAGUAAUGGCAGAGUUACAUUUACCGUCCCUGUAGACAAACAGUUACCCCAGGGGAUGUACCCUGUCAAGAUUGUCGUUAGGGGAGACCACACUUCAGUUGACUUCUACAUGUCAGUGCUGCCACCUUUAACUGAAAGUGUAGUAUUCAGUAUAGAUGGCUCUUUCACUGCAAGUGUCUCCAUUAUGGGCAAAGAUCCCAAAGUGAGAGCUGGGGCAGUGGAUAUUGUCAGACAUUGGCAGGAACUAGGGUUUCUCAUCAUCUAUAUAACAGCUAGGCCAGACAUGCAACACAAGCGUGUUGUAGCGUGGCUUGCACAGCACAACUUCCCGCAUGGUAUGGUCAGCUUCAUGGAUGGUCUAUCAGUGGAUCCUCUAAGGCAGAAGGCUGACUACAUGAAGUCUCUCAUAAAGGAGGCAAAGAUUACAAUUCAUGCUGCGUAUGGUUCAAGUAAAGAUAUCUCAGUGUACCAAGCUGUCGGAAUGAACCCUAGUGGAAUAUACAUUGUAGGGAAAGCAUCAAAGAAACAGUAUACACAGGCACAAGUUUUGGAGGAUGGUUAUGCUGCACACUUGGAACAACUCACAUCACAUGGAGGAUCAAGAGCGGCUGUUGGAAAUGCUAGACUUUUCCUUCGUAAACAAUGCUUUGGACUUCCGGGACAAAAACGUAAAAGCAUAAGGAAACGAUCUGUCAAAAAGACAACAUCGUUACCACCAGGUGGUGGACCUAUACACUCAAUGUCACGUGAACAAUCAUUAUCGACAAAACGUCGUAAAUCACCAAGCCGGCCACCAUCAUAUAGCGAAUGUGUGACAACUCCUUCUAUAGGUGUCUCUGAGAGUGGGAAAACAUAUUUGGACGUUGGGACAGCAGGAACGGGGAAAGCAUCACGCUCUCGUGGAAGCUCACCUCGUCCUAAAUUGUCGCCAUUUAGAUAUGAAUCACAGGUUUGAUGCGAGAAAUUACACUGGAAGAAAAGACAGAAGGAGCAGAUUUUCAGGUUUAAUAUGCAUAUUGGUAGACCUUUUUCUACCAGAGUUGGUUAUCCUAUUAAUGGGAAGGUUAUUUUACAUGGAUGUGGAUCAUGAAUUAUCUGUUCUUAAAGUGUUUUUUCUGGCAUCGAACCUGGGAUUCUCAUCUACAUGGGACAAACAGAUACAUGUAUAUAACUUGAGGAUCAUGUCAAAUCUUGUUUUUGUAAUAUACUGUGUGCAUCUGAUAACACGAAUGUACAGGCAAUGUUAGUGGUGGGACUCACACUUAAAACCCAAAUUGGGUCAGAACGCAUAAAAAAACUUUGGAAUUUAGAAAUUUACCACUAGUUGUUGUUAUACUUUAAAAGUAUAAUAUAUUAUUAAGCAUUUACAUUGAUGUAACUGUAAAUGGAUGUGUAUGGUUCGCUACUUAAGUAGCUGUUU
Messenger RNA from Owenia fusiformis, 5012 nucleotides. NCBI's taxonomy places the organism in Eukaryota, Metazoa, Annelida, Polychaeta, Sabellida, Oweniidae. The record is from the annotation of a GenBank genome assembly.